Drosophila biarmipes is the source of this 2310-nucleotide messenger RNA. RefSeq names its product autophagy-related protein 101 (gene Atg101). Gene Ontology annotation, biological process: autophagy; autophagosome assembly. The transcript has a single exon. The coding region runs from base 1 to 657 and encodes 218 amino acids. Lineage: Eukaryota; Metazoa; Arthropoda; Insecta; Diptera; Drosophilidae. The record is from RefSeq and is a predicted model, not a curated record. Gene Ontology annotation, cellular component: phagophore assembly site.
AUGAACGCGCGUUCGCAGGUCUUCGACCUGACCAUGGAGGGUCGUCAGGUGGACGAGGCGGUGGCCACCAUCUUUCAUACCGUCCUCUUUCACCGCUGCCUGGGCAAGUACAUGUACACGGGCGACGCCCAGUACUCCAUCGGGACGGUCGGCUACACGGACGUCGAUUGCAACUUCAUCGACUUCACCUACGUGUGCUGCACUUCGGACAGCCUGACGCACAAGGUAAAGCGGGCCAUCAACUCGUUCAGCGAAAAGCUGCGCUCCAACGAGAGCUGCGGCUCCGGCCAAAUCAGCCUGGAGUUCUUUCAGAAAAAGAAGAACCGCUGGCCCUUCCCGCAGGAGUCGAUCCCGUGGGAGGUGUGGACGGUCCACCUGGACCUGAUCAAGCACGAGAACGAGGACGAACGGCAGCUGUGCCGCGAGAAUGUCUCCGAUCUCCUGACCGAAAAGGUCAUAUACAUCACCGAGCUGAUGAACCGGCACGACUACGUCCCCAAGACGCCCAGCCAGAGCGAGCUGGACCUGAUCUUCGACACAUCCUUCCCGGACGUGCAGCCGUACCUCUUUAAGUUCGACUACUCCACCUCUGGCUCGACUGCCCCCUCCAUGGGCAACGCCAUGAAGAAGAUCAUCAAAGAGACGCUCGCAAUGUGACGGGUUGCAGGAGAAGGGUUCGAGAUCCUGUCACUUUUGUGUAGAAAUGCCACAAUAGUGGCUGGUUAUCACUACGGGGCUGUCCACACAUCAAAAUUAGUUGUUCGCGAGUUUAUUUAUUUGUAUUUUCUUUUUUUUUCGACCCAGACUAGGGGUGAGUCAUUUGCAAGGGUGAUAAGAUAAAUAACAAGUAGUUAAAUGUUUAUGGCGUGUCCCUGCUGAACUAGAGAGUUGAAUGUAGGCCUUCAUUUCGAUUGAUCUGCCUAAGGGGCUACGCCCCAUGUCUCUGUGGUUUUUAUUGGCUUUUCUAAACAUUUUUUUAAGAUCCAUUAAAACUUAGAACUUACUUAGAAACAAUGUUCGAUUUUUUGAAGCCGAGACAUGGGCGAAACCCCUUAAAGCCGGAUGGCAUUAUCUUAAAACUGACUAACUGACUGGAUUUGUUGUGGAAGGGAUAGAUAGAUAACCAAAUCUAGCCAGUUAGGCGAACAAGUGUAAUGCGACCAUUAAUAGCCGUUACUCGUAGAGAAAAGGGGUAUAUUGUGUUCGUCGGAAAUCGUGCAAUGGGUAGAAGGAAGCUUUUCCGGCCCUAUAGGGAGUAACUGUCCGUUUGUCCGUCCGUAUGAGCGCGAAGACCUUGGAAACUACUAAAGCAAAUCAAAAGAUUGAAUUUGAUUUAAUAUAUGAAUGCCUUUCCACAUUCCAAUUAUCAUAUCAAUCGCAAUAGUUUUUGAAAAGUUAUGGAUUACCAAGUGAAAAAGGCCUGGCAUUGUCAGUAGCACCGCCACCAUUCGCUAGAGGGCGCCGCCCCUUGGUGCCGAGCCAAAAGAAAGGCCCUAAAUUUUAUUUAAAAUGUUGCUUUAAAGUGGGUUAGCCGAGUAACUGGCUGCUGAUGGUCGCUCUUGUUUUAGCUGUUAUCAUGGCCUGAGUUAUUAAGUAGGUUCCACUAACCACCGGCAGAUCCGUGAGCUUGGUAUGUGCAAGUCCAGCUCUGCAGGAUUUAAAAGUGUUCAAGCAAAGUUGUGCAGGCAGCGAUGCUGAGGAGACAGGGUCAGGAACCGAGUUAAGAAUACCAAGGAACGGGCUCUCGAUCUUACCAUGUGGGCUACCCUUUAGCUGACCACCACCCCGCCCAACUCCCCUUGCGCCAAGCCUGAGCUUGAGGUGCGACAAACGCCGUCUCCCUUCGGUAAUCCAUGCAAAACGUUCCAAAAGCCAGCUCCGAGCUCCACCAGCAAGCACAUACCUGUCGGCGGAUCAAGUGCAUUGUGUUAAUUAUAUAUGUAUCUAAUCGCCAGUGUAAAUAAUGAAAUGAGGCAAGCUGAGAAAUUGUAUUCGGUGUGCGCGAGCAGGAGGAGGGGAGGAGGAAAACAAAAACGAAUCAGAACCCAUCUAAUGUUGAGAUCGAGGCAAGUAGCGGUAGAGAUGUAUGUAUAAAAGAUUGUGAUUGUACUUGUAGUGUUUAAACGAUAGUACCAACUCCAUGUACCCACGGAGAUCCAAUAUAUAGAUGUGUACGUAUGUAAAUCAAUGUUUAUCUGUAUGUCCAAGCUAUAGAAGUAAUCGAUACAUGUACUUUACGACUUAACUAAUAUUGUAAUUCGAAUUAAGCAGAAUAAAUCCUUUGAAGCACAGUUCAAAGUAGAAAUGUAA